Molecule: messenger RNA, 1460 nt
Organism: Pogonomyrmex barbatus (red harvester ant)
Lineage: Eukaryota; Metazoa; Arthropoda; Insecta; Hymenoptera; Formicidae
Product: high choriolytic enzyme 1-like
Biological process (GO): proteolysis
Molecular function (GO): zinc ion binding; metalloendopeptidase activity
Source: RefSeq, a predicted model, not a curated record
UACAAACGUAAUCCUCACAAUAUUAAUACGCGAUAUAAACAUACUAUUUGAAUUUAAUUUUUUAAGGAUCGAAACCAUUGCAAUAAAAGUUGUAUAGCGAUAUGACUUAAUUGAUCAAAGUUUUACUAGCAAUUGCAACUGACUCUAAUAAUCCAUUUUCUAACAAUGGUUCCCCAAUUUAAUCUACUCACCAAGUUGUCUUGAACACGCUACUCAUGAACCACUGGACCACCAACAAGAAGAAUUCUAAUACAUUAAUCGUAUUUUAUAUCGGAUCAGUUUUAAUGCAAUUCAGUUCAUGUUUGUAGUUUGCCGAAGAAAGAUGCAGAAAGUUCGAUGCCUUCGUGGCUUAUUCUCGUUAGUAGUGCUUUUAUUAAGUAACUGGCUUAUUACAAAUAUUAAUGCAUAUCCGACGCAACUUAUAAAUCCUUGGAAAAAUAAGACAGAACCACCACCGAUAUCGAAAUUACUAAGAAAGACUUCAAGAAAGACUUCUUCUGGGAUAUCCAUUAGUUAUAGACGUGAGUGAAGAAAUAAAGUUCAUUCACUGAUUAUGCUUGAAGAACAAAAAGUAGAAGAAGUAGAAAUAAAAAAUCAUUUAAAAAAUACCUCGAUAUUUUAUGUAUUGGCAGUUAAUUCGUGGUCACAAUAUGAUAAUCCUGAAGAAGGUAUAAAACGAGAAGGAGAUAUAUAUUUGUCGUCGAAAUCGAGAAAAACCAUUACGGCGGAUAAAACUUUAUUAUGGCCCAAUGGUAUAGUGAAUUACUACGUUGAUUCGUCCAUAGGUGAGAUGUUUCUCAGCAAUUUAAGUCAAAAUAUCUGAUCUAUACAAUCAAGAUAAAUUUGGAGAUAAAGCAUUUACAUACAUAUUCUAUUAAAAAUCAAAUCAUAUUCAAGAACUAUUUAAAUUACUGAUAUUUAAGGAUCUUAUCCGUUUUAGUAAACGAGCCGUCGAAAUUAGCUAUGCUGAAAGAUGCGUUACAUACUAUAAUGUCGAGGACUUGUAUCAAAUUCAUACGUAUUAAAAAAUAUGAAAACCUACCAGCAAAUAAUUGGAUCAAUAUCACAGGCCAUCAAAAAGGUUGCUUCUCCGAUUUAGGACGUAAUGCGUAUGGAUAUACUACGCUAAAUCUAGAUGUAAACGCAUGUUUCCGAACGGUUGGCCAUUCGAUGCAUGAGAUAAUGCACACCCUAGGUGUAUAUCAUGAGCAUAUGAGACCAGAUCGCGACAAAUAUAUCACUAUAAUAUGGGAAAAUAUAAGAAAGGAAGUUACAUUCAAUUUCCAUAUAUUAAAUAAUAGCAUCGUAACUGAUUAUGGAUUACCGUACGACUAUGACAGUGUAAUGCACUAUUCGAUGACGGCGUUUUCUACUGAUAAGUCACUUCCUACGAUAAUACCUAGGGUAAUAUGACAAAUUUUUAAAUAUCAAAGAUAAUAAUUCACGAUUACAAAAAAAAA